ACCGAUGGGAGCAGGACCUCUACCUGGAUUCUCUGGACCCUCGCAAACACCGGUGACCCCGACGCCGAUGCCCCAGGGUACAACGAUCUUGGGAGGAGGAGCAAGUACGAGCAGAGAACACGAGGCUCGUGAAGCGGUACCCACGACAGUCCCCGCCCCGUUACAAGCGGGCCCGGUCGCGACGCAGCAAGCAGGGCUGAUAACGCAAACCAUGGUGCCGCCAACAGGAGGAGCACCACAACCCCCUGCUCAACAAGUGGUGGCCAUGACGAGAGAAGAAGUGCAGAGGAUGGUGGCCGACGCGGCGGCGCAGGCUGUGCAACAAGCUACUCACCAGACAUCCCAGGCUGCCACUGCACCGACAACGGUGCAAGGAACACAAGAGGAGGAUGUGUCGAGUUAUGGCGGAGGAGGGGAGUACAGGGACAAAGCUAUAGAGAGGAUGGCCGAACAGCUGAGGCAAUUGCAGGAGAAGGUGGAAGGGAGGCCAGAAAGACGUGCUCGAGGACACCCAUUCUCGAGGGAAAUUCUAGCUGCGCCAUUACCUGCAAGUUUUCGGGAAAUAAACCUGAUUUUCGAUGGAUCGAGUGACCCGUCGAGGCACGUGAGAGCAUUCGAAAACAUGCCAGGACCAUGUCGAACGUCGCUGGCAAAGACGCCUGCUCGAACUUACGAUGAGGUGCUCAAGAGAUGCAAGAAAUACAUUAACUUAGAAGAAACGGAAGCAGAAUUCGCCAAGCUCGAGGACGUUGUGAAGCCCGAGCAGAAGAAAGGAAAAACAAGUUUGCCCAGAAGGGGAUCGCCUAGGAAAAAUUCUUCAAAAGGAGGAUCUUUUAAGGGGUCGUCGCCCAGGAGGGGUGGGCAAAAUUCGUUCCGAGAAAGGCGAGAAGAUCGCUGGCAGGGGCGACCUCGGCUACCAAGCGGUCAGAGAUAUAAUCAUUUUACCCCUAUCAACGCCCAGAUGGGCGAAGUCUUAGCGGCCAUAGAGGAGAAGUUGGAAAGCAAGGAAGUCACCUGGCCAUCGACCAGGUUCGAGGGACCGACCAAACUAGGUCGAAUAAAUACUGCAGAUUUCAUAGGGACUACGAACAUAAUACAGAUGAUU
This is a messenger RNA of Striga hermonthica, 1105 nucleotides long. The record is from the annotation of a GenBank genome assembly. Lineage: Eukaryota; Viridiplantae; Streptophyta; Magnoliopsida; Lamiales; Orobanchaceae.